This is a messenger RNA of Scheffersomyces stipitis CBS 6054, 1575 nucleotides long. RefSeq lists its product as uncharacterized. Bases 1 to 1575 code for a protein of 524 amino acids. The transcript has a single exon. The record is from RefSeq and is a predicted model, not a curated record. NCBI's taxonomy places the organism in Eukaryota, Fungi, Ascomycota, Pichiomycetes, Serinales, Debaryomycetaceae.
AUGCUAUCGAAGAUAAAAACUGUCCAGCGUAUUAGAGGUCGGUAUUUUCCCGUUUACAGAGCUUCCGGAAGUCAAUUACGUUGGGUUUCUACUCUUCUUGAAAAAGACCCUAAUCUGAUAACCGUUGACGAUAUCAAGAAAUCGAGCCUAAAUAACGAAAAUCAGCAAGAGCUGGAUAUUGAAGGAAGAAUAAAUUUGAUCAAAACGAUCGGAUCAUCGAAGAAUGAGGAUAAACAGGCUUUGAUAAACGAACUUAUUCCUAAUUUUUCAGUCUAUUUCAGACUUCAAAAUCUUCAAGAAGAGCCAGCUAUAAAUACCAAAGAACUUCUAGGACGUUUGAUAGAUGUGAACCCAGGAAGAGUUCUUAACUCAUGGGAGUUAUUCAAGAAAUACGAGCAUUUGGUAGAAGAAAUAGACCAUCAGUUGAUUAAUUCGCUAUUUGAGAAGUUGCUUAACGGUGAGAAGCUGGAAAUCUCAGAUGACCCCAACGACGCCAAAUACAAAAUUACGAUGGAAAAUUUGGAGAAAAUCAAGUACUUAUUGCAAACUUACACCAGAAGUAGCGAUUCCUACAACUCUACCUUGAUGAAAUUGGUAGACAGAUUAGUAGAGGAUGAGUAUGUGGUUUUCAUCAAUUUCUUACUACAUGAAGAGCUUUUGUCUUCAGAAUUCUUAAUUAACCAUUUAUCUACAAGUAAGACAACUUCAAAUAUUUCCAAUUAUGCCUACUUGUCUAUUUUCAAAAAGGUUUUCGAUAUUACCCCUGAACUUCUAAAUAAGGAGCAAUUGGUUUCAGCCUUGGAUAUUCUUGGAAAUAGUAAUGUUCUUGAGGAAAUUAAUAAAAGUCAGGAUAAGCUUGCAAGUGAAAUUGCAGACUCAGCAUCUUUCAAGUUUGUUCACAGUCCUUUGGACCUUGGACAGUUACGUUCAGACAUUCUCAAGUACAUUGAAGUCAACUUGUUAGAUUUAGAUAAAUCGCCGGAGAGUCUUUUGAUAAGAUUGAAACUCAUAGAAGCCAUUGGAAUAGAGAAUAACGACCUUGAUAAUGUACUCAAGAAAUACCACACCUAUCAGACCCACGAGAAGUUUGGCAUUGAGUUAGUUCAAACCAAGCUUUUACAAGCAUUUGUAUACCAGGCUAUUAAUCUCGAUAAUGAAUCCUUUGUUACCAUUGCAGAAACUUUGCAACCCACAGAUAACCAUGGAUUACCCGUUAAGGUACUACAAUUGUUGAUGAUUGCACAUGCCAACUUUGACUCCGAGAAGUCCUUGAGAUACUACAACGACUACAUUCAACGUGUCUCUAAGGGCAUCAAUGAACACACAAAGAGAUCAGCUUCUGGAUUGCUCACUGAGUCAUUAAUCUUGUCUCAGCUUUAUGGAAACGACAGAAACUUUGCCACGUUGGUUUUUGAAAUGGCUAUCGACAAGGGGGUGAUUAGCGACGAGCUAGAAAUCAGUCUAAUCAAGAAGCUAUUCAAAGUGUAUGGUGAAUCGUUCGUAGAAGAUGAUGAUUGGGAAAAGGCAAAAAAGAAUCUUAAAACUUAUGUCUUGGAUUAUGUAAAGAAGUUGUAA